Messenger RNA from Esox lucius (northern pike), 6111 nucleotides. It is a transcript of the gene adcy2b, whose product is annotated as adenylate cyclase 2b (brain). Gene Ontology annotation, cellular component: plasma membrane. Gene Ontology annotation, biological process: adenylate cyclase-activating G protein-coupled receptor signaling pathway; adenylate cyclase-inhibiting G protein-coupled receptor signaling pathway; cAMP biosynthetic process. The transcript is spliced from 25 exons. Gene Ontology annotation, molecular function: adenylate cyclase activity. The coding region runs from base 1872 to 5249 and encodes 1125 amino acids. Lineage: Eukaryota; Metazoa; Chordata; Actinopteri; Esociformes; Esocidae. The record is from RefSeq and is a predicted model, not a curated record.
UGCAGUCAUUUUGAAAUGAAAAGAAAAGUGCUGGACAAGUACCUUCCUGUGUGAGGUAAGGCCAUAUGGAUGUUGUAGACAGAGCAUGAACCAGCAGGAGCGAGUCAUUGUCUCGAUGUUAGCAGACAACGGUAGCGUGUCAUGGAGGGUCAUGCCAUGGUUUUUUGCACUCUGAGGAGGACACGAUGCUGUUUUCGACCAUGGUGGACAUGUUUUGGAUCAAACAGGCCUUCCUGCGAAAUAGGAACAGGUCAGUCUUGUCAAGAUUGAGCUUGAGGCAGACACCCAUCCUCACUAUGUCACCUGGUAGGAGCGCUCUGCCAGAUUGGGUUUCUUCUGAUUGAGUGUCUCCUGAUUGGGUGUCUUUACGACUUGACAGAACUAUCUUUGUUUCAGUGACAGUCUUAACCCGCAGAACAACUCGUCAGAACUGUCUUUAUUUUUGGCCAUGGUCUUAACUCGGCUGAAGAACUAGUCAGAACUGUCUUUGUUUCUGCUACAGUCAUAGUGGCAGGUGACAACACAGCCACCAGUAAAUACUCACACCAAAAGGAAAAGCAGCAAGGGAGGGCCAAACCACACCCCUACAAGCCAGGCAGUGAAUUAACACAGCAAACACUACCAGAAACAAAAACAACUGAUACGCAAACACAACAGCAACAGAUACCAAACAGUUGAUUUUGGCAUGCCUAAUGUUUUGACUUUGUCUCAAAUCGAUUUAUUCCAAUGAAUCUGCCUCACGAUGGCCAGCUUGACCAGAAAUGACACAUCUUUGGUUAUCGUGGUGUUAUUCCAGCAACAGACUCCACAUGCAAAUGCAAUUCAUAGAAUCAGGACUUCUGCAUGUAUUUUCUGCUGCAAAUACAGUCCAAAUACAUUUGGCUGCCUUAAGCAAGGGGGACUGCGUUCCAAACUGGCAGUAGUUUCUAAAUACAUGGUUCAUCCCAUAUAAAUGAAAAUCAAGAGCAUGUGUGUCAUCUCCCUGUCUGUCUCUAGUUAACGUUUUUCCUUUUAGUCUCACCCUCAGUCUCUUUCACACCCUUGCUCUAUUUUCCCCCUUUUUCUGACUCUGACUCUCCCUCUCAUUUUCAUCUUUCUCCCCCUCCCUCCCUCUCUCGCCCCAAGGCACUUUGACACUUUCCCUCCCCCUCCUCCCUUUCCUCAUCUCUCCUUUACACUUUUCCACCAUAACACGCACACACACACUCAUGUACACUCUCUCAUAUGUGCACACACACUCACUCUAUUUCCCCCAGUUUCUCUGCCUAACACUCACACCCACUUUCUCUCUCUCUCUCUCUUCACGCUAACACACACACACCCACGCCCACUCUCUUCCUGGCUCUGUCUCUCUCAGUCUCUCUGUCCUCUCUGACGAGGGAACAUGUUGCCUAGGAGCUGCAGCAGCAGUGAGCUACACGUGGAGUCAACCCUCUCUCUCUCUGCGUCUGACUGGGAUUAACCAGGGACUGGAGGGACUGGGAGAGGGAACCAUAGGCGCUCCGUUUUCGGGACCUCUCUCUUUUCUCCGCUCGCCUGAACGGACUGGCUGAGGAAACGGAGGAGAGGUGGAAAGAAGAAAAACCGAGGGGAGUACGCAGAGGGAUUCAGGACUGUCACUGUGAGUCUGACCAAACUGACAGAGCAGAACUAACAAGAGGAGGAGGUGCAGGACGAGGAGGAGGAGAAAAGGAGAGGAGUCAGGAUUUUGUUUACCUGACAGAAGUCCCAGCGACGGAGGAGAGGAGGAAGAAGCUGAGGGAAAACCGUCUGGUCGGAGAACCUACACGCUACAUAUCAACAUCCGCCUGGGACGACUGGUGCACUAGGUUGGGACUGGGACUUGGCAGACCCCCCCAAAAUUCACUGCCAUGUGGCAGGAGGCCUUACGGACACGGGGGCGCUACCUGCUGGAGCGCGGGGGAGAGGGCGGGGACGGCGGCGAUGGUGGAGACGCCCUGGGCGAUGUGUUCGUAGGUUUUGGGGAGACCCCGACACAGGGACAGGUGUGUGUGGGGGUGGGGGGACAGAAGAGCCCGGACUGGUUGUACGAGUCCUACUAUCGUAUGAGCCAGCAGCACCCUCUUAUCGUGUUCCUUCUGCUCAUAGUGAUGGGGGCAUGCCUCGCUCUGCUGGCCGUAUUCUUCGCUUCCGGACUGGACAUGGAGGAACACCUGGCCUUCCUGAUCACUGUGCCGACCACCCUCUUCCUCUUCCUCUCCAUCUUUAUCCUGGUCUGCAUCGAAUCCAUCUUCAAUCGCCUGCUCCACCUCUUCUCUCUCCUGAUAUGGGCCUGCCUAGUUACUAUGGGCUAUCUCUUCAUGUUUUGCGGGGGAAUCCUUUGUCCUUGGGACCAGGUGUCCUUCUUUCUGUUCAUCGUGUUCGUGGUGUACACCAUGUUGCCGUUCUCCAUGAGAGGAGCCGUCGUAGCCAGCACCAUCACAUGCCUGUCACACACAAUCACACUAAGUGUGUGUCUGGCAUCUACAGCUGAGGCCUUGGAACCACUAGUGUGGCAGAUCCUAGCUAACAUCAUCAUCUUCACAUGCGGUAACCUAGCCGGAGCGUACCAUAAGCACCUGAUGGACCUGGCCCUGAGACAAACCUACCAGGACACCUGCAACUGCAUCAAGUCCCCUAUCAAACUGGAGUUUGAGAAACACCAGCAGGAGCGGUUAUUGUUGUCGCUGCUCCCAGCCCAUAUCGCCCGAGUGAUGAAGGCGGAGAUCAUUCAGAGGCUACAGGGACCACGGGACAAGGACUUUGGCCGCGCUGAGAGCACCAACAACUUCCACAACCUCUAUGUCCAACGACACACCAACGUCAGUAUUUUGUAUGCAGACAUCGUAGGGUUCACUAAGCUGGCUGGUGAUUGUUCACCUGGAGAACUAGUGCACAUGCUCAAUGAACUGUUUGGCAAGUUCGACCAGAUUGCCAAGGAGAAUGAGUGUAUGCGAAUAAAGAUCCUGGGUGACUGUUACUACUGUGUGUCGGGCCUGCCAGAGUCACUGCCCGACCACGCACGCAACUGUGUCAAAAUGGGACUGGACAUGUGUGAGGCCAUCAAGAAGGUACGGGAUGCUACGGGUGUGGACAUCAACAUGCGUGUCGGGGUGCAUUCUGGGAACGUCCUGUGUGGCGUCAUUGGCCUCCAGAAGUGGCAGUAUGAUGUCUGGUCACACGAUGUCACGCUAGCCAAUCAUAUGGAGGCAGGGGGCGUGCCAGGACGGGUCCAUAUCUCCUCUGUAACAUUAGAACAUCUGAAGGGGUCCUAUAAGGUGGAACCAGGGGAAGGACAGACCAGGGACUCCUACCUGAAGGAGCAUGGGGUUAUUACCUACCUGGUCAUCAACCCAAAGGCUGAGAGGCGGAGCCCGCAACUGUGCACGCGUUCUCGUCCGUCAUUGGACGGAGGGAAGAUGAGGGCGUCGGUCAGGAUGACUCGGUACCUGGAGUCGUGGGGGGCAGCGAAACCCUUCGCUAACCUGCACCAUCGAGACAGCAUGACCACUGACAAUGGCAAGAUUAACACUACAGAUGUUCCAAUGGGCCAGUAUCACUACCAGCGAAGAGAGAGAACUAAAUCUCAAAGGAGAAGGUUUGAGGAGGAACUGGAAGAGAGGAUGAUUAGAACCAUUGACGGCAUCAACUCACAAAAUAGGCAGUGGCUGAAGUCAGAGGACAUCCAAAGGAUCUCGCUGUUCUUCCACAAUAAGACUCUGGAGAAGAAGUAUCGAGCCACCACACUGCCCGCCUUCAAGUACUACAUCACCUGUGCCUGCCUCAUCUUCUGCUGCAUCUUCAUAGUGCAGAUUCUGGUCCUGCCCAAAACAGCCGUGUUGGGGAUCUCCUUUGGCAUGUCUUUUCUCCUAUUAGCUUUAAUCCUUGUGAUAUGUUUCUCCAGCCACAUCAUGCAGGGAGGUAAAGGGUCUUGGUGCUCUCUCCCGUGGCUCCCUACUUCCUCACGCAUCAUAAUCGCCAACAAACCCUGGCUCCGAUUGGUCCUCACCAUGACAACUACUGCUCUCAUACUGGUCAUGGCCGUGUUCAACAUGUUCUUCCUAGAAGAUGAGGAUCUGACCACACCCCCUAGUCUAAACAUGACCAAUGACAGCAUGCUCCCUGCCAACAGCCCCACCCACCUCACGGAUGGAAAUAAGUUCUACCUGCCUUAUUUCAUCUACUGCUGUAUCCUGGGUCUGGUCUCCUGUUCCGUGUUCCUGAGGAUUAACUAUGAGCUGAAGAUGGUUGUCAUGCUGGUUGCCGUGGUGAUCUACAACAUCAUCAUCCUCCAGACGCACGCUCCCCUGCUGGACGGCUACAGUACUGCACUAUACCGCACACAGACAUUGGACAGGCCAGGUGUUCUAAAGGAUCUGAAGACGAUGGGUUCCAUUUCACUCUUCAUCUUCUUCAUUACGCUCCUGGUGUUAGCACGACAGAAUGAAUAUUACUGUAGGUUGGACUUUCUGUGGAGGGACAAGUUCAAGAGAGAGUGUGAGGAGAUUGAGACAAUGGAGAACCUCAACAGGGUUCUACUGGAGAACGUUCUACCUGCCCACGUUGCAGAGCACUUCCUGGGACGCAAUUGGAAGAACGAGGACCUGUACCACCAGUCGUAUGAGUCGGUGUGUGUGAUGUUCGCCUCCAUUCCAGACUUUAAAGAGUUCUACACAGAGUCAGAUGUCAACAAAGAGGGCCUGGAGUGUCUCCGGCUGCUCAACGAGAUCAUCGCUGACUUUGACGAGCUUCUGUCCAAGCCCAAGUUCAGCGGGGUGGAGAAGAUCAAGACCAUUGGCAGCACCUACAUGGCUGCUACAGGCCUCAAUGCUACACCUGGACCUGAAUACACACAGGAACAUGACCGUCAGUAUAUGCACAUUGGCACCAUGAUGGAGUUUGCCUUUGCCCUGGUGGGGAAAUUAGAUGUCAUCAACAAGCAUUCCUUCAAUGACUUCCGGCUACGAGUUGGGAUAAACCAUGGUCCAGUGAUUGCGGGUGUGAUCGGAGCUCAAAAGCCUCAGUAUGACAUCUGGGGGAACAGUGUUAACGUGGCCAGCAGAAUGGAGAGUACUGGGGUACUGGGGAAAAUACAGGUAACCGAGGAGACGAGUCGUAUCCUAGCGACACUGGGCUACAUGUGUUCAUGUCGAGGCAUCAUCAAUGUGAAGGGAAAGGGAGAACUCAAGACCUUCUUUGUACACACAGAGAUGACCAGAUCGCUGUCACAAGGGACUGUGAUGCCUUAAACAUCACACACUGAACACUACACACACUGAAACUAUUCCAAAAAGAAGCAUUUACAUACACACACAUGGACUUGCACACACACGUGCACGCACAAAUACACCACAUACAAUGACUUAUAACAAUUACACACACACACACACACACACACAAAUCCAGACUCUGUUAACAGUAUUUGUAGACCACAUGUGAACAGACGGACAGACAGACGACUGUACAUACAGUAAUACCUGCAUCGUCCCUCCUUAGCUGAACACUGUAGUGGUUGGACAUAGGGUAACUUUGUCCCUAGACACUGACCUUAGGUCAGCUUUGCAUCCCCCUUCCCCAUGCAGUUAGGACGUGCAACUGGAGCUGUGCGUGAGGUCAGUUUGAGGGGACUUUAUUAAAGGCAGUGGCAGAAUCUGUGUCAGGCUUUGAGUCAGAAGCCAUGUUGGUUCCAACAGUAUUUUCAGCAUUACGGCACUUCUAAGAAUGGACAUUCAAACUUUGUGUCAACAUGCUGGAUAGUUUGCCAAACUAUAGCUAGCAGGGUUGGUUUCCAUUCUAGGUAUUUCAGGUGCAGUAAAAUUCUAAUUCUCUUUAAUACUUUUCAACGAGGAACAUUUGGGGAAUUCGGUCAACUUUCCGAAAGGACCGGAAUCGAAGCCAAUCCUGCUAGCUAGCCGAUCUUUAUGGCUCUGGACCCGGGCAGUUUCUGCCAGGCCAAGUGGAAGGUGAACCUCAAGAGCAGCAGGUGAUUCAAGAGGUUAUUGACUUUUGUAAGAAAACGAGAAAACAAUAUCAACAUCAGGAGAAUGUUCCCAUGUUUUGACGCCAUCAUUUUCUUACUCAUUAAAACAUUUGUAUAUAAAUGGACAAAUG